CUAAUUGUCCUGUCCUACUUCUGAUAAGAAAAUCAGUAGGAGCGUUUCAAAUUGACAAUUACAACCAUGAUUGCAGCCUUCGACAAACUUCAACUGAUGCUGAUACUUUGUGGCGUAUCAGGUUGUUAUGGUUUGCUAUGUUAUUCUUGUAAUGAUAUAAGAACUAGUGAAGAUUGCAUGAAUGUAGUGGAGUGUACCGGAAGGGAGGAGUGUUAUACGAGAGCGGAUGGAUUUAGCAAUGGUAGUGUUCAUUAUUCGAUUGGGUGCACACACGAUAUGCUGCCAGUUGGUCGGAAGAGUGAAACAUUUUGUACAGAAAUGUGCCCUGAUGAUAUGUGUAAUUUAGAUAAAUGUCAACUUCCAGUAUCUCCAAGAAGCAACAUAACUCGACCACCCCGAUGUUUGUCCUGUGAUUUGAUUGACAAUCCUGGUAAUUGUAAAAACCUUGUGCAAUGUCAUAAAGAUGAGAUGUGUUUUAUUCGAGAAAUCGUUACCUAUGGCAACACACGAUACAGACUUGGUUGCAUGAAUUCACAGCAUUGUUCUGCUACGCCAAAACUAUCCUCACCAUCAUCGGCGUUAGUAGGGAAGCGCUCUGAUGUGACACAUAGUUCGUGUUCCCUGUGCUGUUCUAAGGAUCACUGUAACGUAAAAGCUUGUGGAAUUCAACAGCCUUCGGAUAGACACGUCUUUGAUUUGCGUCUCCUUGGAAAUGUGAAGACAUGCUUUGAUUACAAUCCAACGGCCUGUGCUGCAUUUGGUGCACUUAAUUCGGAUGCAUGUAAAGCUAUAGCUGAUGUGGAUAACCUCUGUCCUGCAUCUUGCGGAAUGUGUGGUCACUUUGGCUGGACAAAGUGGGGAGAAUGGUCUCAAUGUUCCGUGUCAUGUGACAGGGGAACAUCUGUAAGAAACAGAAUAUGCGUGCAUCAGCUUGAUGCAUCGAAGAACGAGACGUGUGUUGGAGCGAGAAAUGAUACUAAGAACUGUAGCAUUGAACCAUGUGCAGUUGACGGUCAGUGGUCAGACUGGAGCGUCUGGGGUAAUUGCUCUGUUACUUGCGAAAAUGGAACACGUACCCGGCAAAGGGAAUGCACUGACCCUGGACCUCAGUUUGGUGGCAUGAAUUGCACUGGUGAUACUUUGGAAAUUGAGGAAUGUUCGUCGCAACCUUGUCCAGUCGACGGGGAAUGGUGCUGGAGGCAAGUAAUUGAAUGCUCAUACUCGAGUUACUACCGACAGUACAGAAAUAAUGGCUAUGGCUAUGAACGAACAACUUGCGGGUGUCCUUCCCCGUCGAAUGGAGGCAAAACAUGUAGCUAGAUAUCUGUAUUUACUUAUUUUGAAUUGUUUAUUUAUUAAAAGUAAACGUUGGUGAUUUGUUCUAUUU
Molecule: messenger RNA, 1387 nt
Organism: Ruditapes philippinarum (Manila clam)
Lineage: Eukaryota; Metazoa; Mollusca; Bivalvia; Venerida; Veneridae
Product: SCO-spondin-like
Exons: 12
Coding region: 67-1320 (417 amino acids)
Source: RefSeq, a predicted model, not a curated record